UAGUUCCUGGCUGCUUGCUAUUUGGAGCGAUGGCGCGCACGAAGCAGACGGCGCGGAAGUCGACGGGCGGCAAGGCGCCCCGCAAGCAGCUGGCCACCAAGGCUGCCCGCAAGAGCGCGCCGGCCACGGGCGGCGUCAAGAAGCCGCACCGCUACCGGCCCGGCACGGUGGCGCUGCGCGAGAUCCGGCGCUACCAGAAGUCCACGGAGCUGCUGAUCCGCAAGCUGCCCUUCCAGCGCCUGGUGCGCGAGAUCGCGCAGGACUUCAAGACCGACCUGCGCUUCCAGAGCUCGGCCGUCAUGGCGCUGCAGGAGGCCAGCGAGGCCUACCUGGUGGGGCUCUUCGAGGACACCAACCUGUGUGCCAUCCACGCCAAGCGCGUCACCAUCAUGCCCAAGGACAUUCAGCUGGCCCGCCGCAUCCGCGGCGAGCGCGCCUGAGUUCCGAACUGCUGCAGCCCUUGCUGGCCGGCCAUUCAGGCAACCCACGCAGACCCAAAGGCUCUUUUAAGAGCCACUACAUGCACAAUUAAAAGAGCUGUUGCGCUAUCUUGAAACAAACGCGGUUUUAGUAGUUGCGUGAGGGACGAAGUUUCAUGGUCUGGGAGGUGUCUUUAAAGAAUCUUGGACUUUGGUAACAGCUGUUUCAUGAUACACAGAACAAGCCGCUAAAACUCAAUAUUUUAGGAUUCGAUUGUUAAAUUUCCAAUGAGCCCCGAGAAUGUUUUACCUGUUCUGGAGCCAGAUAGGUUUUUUGAUUGCAUCGGUUUUAGUUUUAGUUUUCAAAGCAGUGCUGAGCCCUUUUAUUAUGCAUGUA
Molecule: messenger RNA, 816 nt
Organism: Vidua chalybeata
Lineage: Eukaryota; Metazoa; Chordata; Aves; Passeriformes; Viduidae
Product: histone H3
Exons: 1
Coding region: 30-440 (136 amino acids)
Cellular component (GO): nucleosome
Molecular function (GO): protein heterodimerization activity; structural constituent of chromatin; DNA binding
Source: RefSeq, a predicted model, not a curated record